Molecule: messenger RNA, 2082 nt
Organism: Xenopus laevis (African clawed frog)
Lineage: Eukaryota; Metazoa; Chordata; Amphibia; Anura; Pipidae
Gene: tmem102.L
Product: transmembrane protein 102
Exons: 3
Coding region: 225-1427 (400 amino acids)
Source: RefSeq, a predicted model, not a curated record
UGCAGGUAGGAGAGGGCGUGGCUGUGCAGGUAGGAGAGGGCGUGGCUGUGCAGGUAGGAGAGGGCGUGGCUGUGCAGGUAGGAGAGGGCGUGGCUGUGCAGGUAGGAGGGGAGGGUGCCAGUGAUUCAGGGCUGUUGUUUCCCAGGAAGUGUUUGUGGAUCUGGAGGGAGAAUCGUUGGAGCAAAACCAGUGACCCCAGAGCUCGGCACCUGCUCAGACUCAGGAUGACCUCCUCCGCCCGACCUCUGACCAACGUCGACUUCUGCUCCGGGUCCCGCAUGGAGGAACUGAACAAACUGAUGGAGGAGCUGGAGAGGCGGGAGAGCAGCGCUCUGCAGGGGCGGGACCUGCGGGAAUCCUGCCAGCAAGCUAUGAAAUAUGUCUUCUCUCUGAUUGAGCAACUUCACCCUCUCCCUUCCCCCAACUCUCUUCUGGUUCUCCAGGGGGGUCUGUGCUCGGGUUCCCUCGAUGUGUCCCCUGUAGACUUGGGCUCCACUUCUCCUCUCUCCUGCCCCCCCAUAUCCUACACCAUCUUGGUCCCCAUCCUGCGCCUCCCCUCCCCCACUCUGCUCCAUCAGACCUCUCCUUGCCAUUACCGGGUGCCUGUCUCUUUAUGGGACCCUCCUCAUCCUCAGCUCAGCUCCAGCCCCCCCUUCGUGUCCCCCUACAAUGUUUCUGUGUGGUUCACCCCCUCCCUCCUCUCUGCUGUGUCCUCCUGUCCUAUCCCUGCCCCCCCUCAUCUGUGCCAAGAAGGGGCAGAACCGUGGGGCAACUGCACGUCUCUGCUCUUCUCCAACUCCAGCGACGUUUUCUUGCGCUUCGAUGUGGUGCCGGUGGUGGAGGUGCGAGGGUGGCCAGCGGGGGUGCAGUACCUGGAGGACUGGGUGGAUGAGGAACAGGGACCCCCCAGACUUUUCCACCUACUUCCUUGGGGGGCUGAAGGACAGUGGAGAGUGAGUUUCCCCGGGGUGGAGCUGUUCAUGAGGAGGUGUCUCCAUCCGGCCCUGUCCAGGGUGCUCCGGGCAUCUGUAUCAGUGCUGAGACCUUUCCUGCAGGGCUCGGACGCCCCGGGGCCCUAUGUCAUAUGGGUGACCCUCCUGCACGCCUGUGAGAGGCUCCCCAAGGGUUUCCUGUGCCAGGGGCACAAUGCUGCUUCCUGCUUCCUGGGACUGCUGGAGGAACUCUCCUUCUACUUCCUGCGAGGCUCCUGCCCCAACCCCUUCCUCCCGGGGUGCGACCUUCUCAGUGGCAUCAGCAGGGGCCCCUACCUGGCCCAUAGGGUGUCUGAGGUCAGGGCCCAGCCCGUCACCCACCUGCGGGAGGCAGUGAAAGAGGCAAAGGAGGCCAAUAAGGGAGGAGAGAGGGACGAGAAAGAGGAGACGGAACAGAGAGAAGAGGAGAGGGGGUCCUCCUGCUCCCCCAGUUAAAGGCUGAAGCUACAAGUGCCGGGACACGUUUCUCUUUAGGAAUAAAGUGUCAUUAGAAUAAUUCAGCCAUUACCAGCAAGUGGAGGCGGCUCAGAGGUAGUGCACACAGGGAACCCCAUCUUCUGACCCUCUACACAACAACAAAAAGACAGAACAGGGGUACAGUGCCGCCUUUAGCCUCCCUCCAUCACAACCACUUUGAGGGGAUGGGACAUUGUAUUCCAGUGUUAGGGGGGGCACAACUGCUCUCAGGAACAGCAAAUGAAAAGUGCAAUACGAAUGGUUUCCCCCACAUCAUUCAGGGUUUCCCCCAUUUACAAUUUGGUUGCUUCGUCCAGGGGUUUCUCACCCAGUUUUGUCCAUAAGCUGUAAGAGAACAGCGCCCCCAUCAUGUCACAUUCACAAUCUACUGGAAAUAAAAACUGCCCAAAUAAUGUUCUACAAUGUAAUUCUGAUUUAUAAAACAGGAACACUUUCCCUUUAAUCUGUUUCCUUCCUAGAAUAUUAAUGUAUGAAGGGACUCGGCUCCAUUGUGCUGUUUCCUUCUGUUAGUAAAUAAUCUCUGUGUGGUAUAUAAUAAUAAUAAUAAUAAUAAUAAUAAUAAUAAUAUGUAUGUGUCCAUUUUACUUCCAAUUAAAUGUUUAUUCAUGUGAAA